This is a messenger RNA of Moneuplotes crassus, 2431 nucleotides long. The record is from the annotation of a GenBank genome assembly. Lineage: Eukaryota; Ciliophora; Spirotrichea; Euplotida; Euplotidae.
GAAUUUAUUCAUGAAAGUUCUCCUCGUUGAUGCUAUGAUGAGUGGUCGCAAAGGCCGAACCAGGUUUGCAGCAUUCUUAAAAGUUCUUAAGCAGGCCUUCGAAAAACAUUCUAAGAUUCAACAGAUAGAUUCUGAUUUUGAGAUAAUCCUUUGACAAAAUACUUUUACAAACUUUCAGGGUAGUGCAGUUGAUAAGCAUAAUAUUGACUCUUAUAUUCUGAAUCCUCACUUGGUCAAUAAGAUUGAUAUGUUCUUCUUCGCGAUUGAAGGAAAUCUCCUCCCAUGGACUAAAUAAAGCAAGAAAGAUUGCCAAACUGUUCUCGAUAGCUAAAUAAAUCUAAUAAGCCUCUUUUUGGAACUGGUGGUUCUAUGCAAUUCCUUGCUUAUUACUGAGCCACAGAUAUGCUUCAGUGAGAAGUAAUAAAUGGUGGUGAGAAGGGGUCGAGUCUUUCUGAAAUCUCUAAAUACAACAAGAUCGCUCGUAACAAAAUCCAAGAAAAAGAGAAAUGUGAAACAGUUGGAUCUAUUGUCAAGAAAGACUCAAAAGCAAAAUUGCACAAACUGCUUUUCCCCUUUGAGGAUAAUUUCGUAUUUUUAGAUGACUCUAAUGGAGAUUAUUACUGCUACAAAUCCCCAAAUCUCGAUUCUUCCCCCGGCCAAAUUUCCUCUACCAAUAAAACCCAAGAAUAUGAAGAAUGGAUCCCAAUGGGGAACUUUGGGCUUCAUAACUACCACAAAACCACCAAAAAUCACCUCACAAAGUCUAAGAAGUUUAAACUAACAGACUCAAUAAUAACUUCAAAACUGACUGACACUCAGUGAACUUUGCUUCCAAAGUACUUGGGUCACUACUUGCUGCAGUCGCUGCCUCUGCAAUUCUUGGUGACUUGUUCAAACACAUUCGAUCCUCACCCCAGCCCGUUCAGUUAUACUACCUUGGCAGAGUCAAGCAGAGGUCCUUUGGUCGUGACUCAUGACCAAGCAGUGGUCGUCCAGUUUGAAGUGAGCAACGGAGGUGAUCAGAGCUGAAUGAGUUUGAUGAAUAAUUUUGUUAUGCAUCAUACUAACCGAAUCUACAAUUUCUGUGUUGAUCAAAAAUCUCCAUCUGCAUCCUUUGAUCCUAACAAAAUCUCAAAUUUGGCUCUAGCCGUUAAGAAAAUUUGCCAUGAAAGGAGACUCGUAGCUGAUGGCGGAAUUAGUAGAAUGGAGAAGAGUAUGCCAAAGUCAGGAUCUGUCCUCUGCCUCCAGAACUCCAUCCUCGCUCGAUGAAACUCCAUUAACAAGAUACCCAUAGUUGGCAAGUCGAUAAACACAAGGCAGGGUUCUUCAAAAGGGUCCAAGGCAUUUGUAGUACAAAGUAUGUACAAGAAUGGCUGUAGAGAUGCCCUGUAUUCCCGGGAGUCUAAAAUUACUAAGAGCAGCCUAGCUCUAAAAACGGAAGGGCUGGUUAAUUAUAAAUCAGUUAUUGCCUUUAAGAACAAAAACUUAGACUGAUCAAGAUCCGAUAAUGAAUUGAGCACAUAUUGAGAUAUAACGGUUGAGAACAAGCCUUCGGGGAGGAAAGGCAAAGUCCUUCCCACUAAUAAAUUAUAUGUCAGUGGAAGAGAUAAAUUAAAAUCAGCUGGUCUCCCUAAAGGGUGAAGUCGAAAUACUAAUGUCAGGCUUAGAUUUUACACAAAGACCAGUGAAAAUCAGAUCCUUGAUCCUGAUGAUUCAAAGCUCACCAAUAACACUAAACUGAAAAUCUACAAAGACCAUUCAGCUCGGUUAUCAAGCCAGAGGAAAGGGACUUCUAGGAAUAAUGAGAUAUUCGAUAAUCCUAGAUUCAAGACCACUCCAAAACUUCCUGCACAUAAAGAAACUCCUAACCCAAGUUUAAACUACAGUAGGCUUCAGUCUGAAAAUCUGAAAAAUACCACUUGAGUCAAUGAAGAGGAAGAGAAUGGGAUAACUUUCUUCAGGAUCAAGACGAUUCCAUCAGAGAAGCUUAAAACUGAUGCAAUUAGGGCUAGGAAAUACCUCAAAGGGUCAAGCAGCAAGAGUCCUAUGUCUAAAGGAUCCAAAGGGAAGACCAUCAAGAUGCAGUCAGAUAUUUACAGAAGGUAUUAUUCGAGGUGGAAACAAUUUGAGAAAAUGCCCAAAUAUGACCUUAGCAAACCCUCUGUACUGGCUUCUGGUCCCUACCUGGCUGGUAAAGCUACUAAAGCAGAGCGAACUAAGAAUUGGAUCUCUGAGAGAGACUUUGUGACAUGAUUUGGGAAGAAGUCGUCUAGAGAAAGUGCCAAUUUCAUCCCUAAUUAUGUCAGCAAGGCUCCUAGCAACCCUCCUAUCUUACAUAAGUUUAGAGAAGUUAAGAGAGAGAAGUGGGUGGACAACAAAGGAUUUGUCUUAUAAAGCAUGAAGCAUUUCAUUAAAAAGGCUUGGUUUUCAA